This is a messenger RNA of Mizuhopecten yessoensis (Yesso scallop), 1544 nucleotides long. RefSeq lists its product as uncharacterized. The coding region runs from base 214 to 780 and encodes 188 amino acids. The record is from RefSeq and is a predicted model, not a curated record. The transcript has 3 exons. Lineage: Eukaryota; Metazoa; Mollusca; Bivalvia; Pectinida; Pectinidae.
AUCCGAUGGUACAUAUUUUCUACACCAGGUGUUCUGUAAAGAAGUGUGUACUCGACCGAAAAAUCUAUACACAUACAAAGACGUUAGGAAGCCAUUCAUAGUUAAUGUGUAUAAGUAGGAUUGAAAACAGUAGUUAUAUUAGUUCUUAUCGAGACAGCGACCUGUUAACUACGACUAUUCGGUGAACAUUUUGUCUUCUUUCAGCAAACUACCAUGACAUCUAUUAUGAAAUCAGCAUCCUCUACAGACAGAAUCAAUGACGCAUUAGCAACGCUAAAGAAAAAAAUGGUGGAUUUGAGACAACAAGAUGUCCACUUGAUGAAGCAGCUAAUCAGCAUCAACGAUACCAUCCAGAAACUUUCCAAACAGCGACCAGGUUUACAUGGUCCAGUUAAGAAGAAAUUCGCCAUUUUAAACGGUCGUCGAGUUUUUGUAAAUCACAAUGAAUCUAUUCCAGAAGAAACUCCUCUUGUCCGCCAGCAAAGUGUGCCCAACUACUGUAGUAUGAAUGGGAGUCUAAGUGGAUCUCUCUCAAGCAUUGAAGAUACAUGUGGUUCUAUGGAAGAUCUUAGUUCUGCUGAUUCUGAUAGCGAUGACAGCUUGUUUGGGUACGAACAAAACCUCAGUGACUCUUUCUCUUCCGCUACGUCAAGAUCACGGUCUGUAGCGAACGCCUCAGCCCACGUUACUAAGGAUUCCAACACGGAGUAUUACUCGUACGAGCAAAUCCUGAGAAGAAAUAUCAAGCUGUGGAAAUUUGCAAGAUCACAACAGCAUUGAUCUAUACGUAUACGUAUAAAUAUGUAUUUUACAACUUAAAAAACAUUCAAAAGAGUUCGAUGAUUUUGUGAACUUUUACAUACAUGUGUUCAGCCAUAAAAGUGUCAGGAAAUGGACAUGUGUCUCAUGCGGUUCUUGCAAAAAUGGGCAUAUCAGAACCUCGAAUCCUGUAAGACAGUUGUCUCGUCCUUAGUCAACUUUUUGAAGAAUCCGAAUUCGCGACGAACGUGGAAGAUAUUUCACUCAUGGUGCUCUAUGACCGUAUCAUUUGGUCAACAAUUCUAUUGACAAAACAUUGACAACAGACACCUUAGUUCUUAAAUAUGGUGAAAACAAGAAAUUCAUUAAUAACCAAAUACAUUUGUCUUUCAUGAACUAAUUGACAUUUUGCUCAAUCUACCUAAUUUAAUGUGUUCUACUGGUAUUGUCAUUUGUUAUGGUUGAAUGAAUGAAUAUGAUAGUAUUUAUGUGUGUAUUUUAUAAUUGAGAAAUUGAAUGUGUCUGUAUUCUGUUAUUAACGACAAGGAAUGGUCAGCCGAUGACUAUGCCAUUUAUAUGUAUGUUAUGUGACACAUGUACUUGUAUGUUACCAUUUUUUACGAAUGAGAAACUAUGUAGACUUUCGACCAAAUAGUGGCCGAUAAAAAAGUGUGUAAAUGUAUAUAUGUGCAUAGAUGUGUAGAAAAGCGGAAGAAAGUUGACUCUGUAUAAAAAAAAUAAACGACAUAAUGCAAUUUGCAUUUGAUUUACAUGAAUAAUAAAAU